GUAAUGUGAUUAAAAAUUGCUCUGUUCUCAGUUUGAUGUUGCUGUACGCAGAAAUGGCAUCGGGCAGUGCAUUUAAACAUCACCAGUAAAUAAUUAUAAAAACUGUAACUAAAAUGAUGCUGAAUUCAAUUCGUCACCGCUGCUUGUGAGUGGCCUUUGCAAACACAAACCCGAGAGCAGACCUAGUGACGCAACUCCCUUCCCCCACACAUCUGGAAAUCAGGAUGGAGCUACCCACGUCUCCCCUUGGCGGUGGGGAGUCCGAGAUGGACUUCUCCAUGAACGUUUGCAGCCCCGAGGCCAUGGCCUACUCGCUGUUUGAGGAGCGGGAACCCUCCCCACCUCCGCCAACCACCACAACCGCCACAGAGGCACCAGUACCCCCUCCCCCACCACUGCCACCUGUAACUGACAAGGUAACCGAUAACCAGACAGCAUCAGUGAUUAUGUCGGCCAUCCCAAUUGUGACUAUUCCGCAGACUACCAUGGUGACGCCGACGAUUAUUCAGGUCCAGCAGAUCCAGCAAGUGCCGCAGCAAAGGUUGACUUUGCAGCCGAUUCAGGCGCAGACGAUACAGGCGCAGACGAUACAGGCGCAGACAAUACAGGCGCAGACAAUACAGCCAGUGCAGCAAACUAUCACAUCACAGCAGCUGCAACAGCUGACCCUGCAGCAGCAGCUACAGCUGCAGCAGCAGUUGCAGCAGCAAGGACUGCGGUUACAGGGACAGCCACAGCUGGUAUUAACUCAGGCACAGAACCAGCCGAUACAGCAAGUGCAGUUACAACAGCAGCAACAAAUACGAGCUCAGCAGCAAUUGCUCCAGCGACAGCUGCUGGAGCAGCAGCAGAAGCAAGCGUUGAAGCUACAACAGCAACAACCUGUCAUGCAACAACUGCAGACUGUACAGCAGCAGUUGCAGCUAAGAAAGCAACAACUGCUGCAGUUGCAGCAAGCUCAGAUAGCACAGCAGGGUCAACAAAUACAAGUGCAACAGGGACCAGGGACACAGACAGGACAAAUACAACUCCAGCAGUUGCAACAGCAGCAGCAAAUACAACGGCAACAGCAGCAACAGCAGCAAAUACAGCAGCAACAGCAGCAACAGCAAAUACAGCAGCAACAACAACAAAUGAAGCAACAACUUCUGCAGCAGCAACAGCAGCAGAUGCAACAGCAGCAGCAACUUUUACAGAAAGGGGGCAUACACAUACCCUUGACACAUCCUAGGGUUGUGGAGCCUUUCUACCACUCGGGACCCUCUACCAUUCCAGCGUGA
This is a messenger RNA of Patiria miniata (bat star), 1280 nucleotides long. RefSeq lists its product as uncharacterized. The record is from RefSeq and is a predicted model, not a curated record. Lineage: Eukaryota; Metazoa; Echinodermata; Asteroidea; Valvatida; Asterinidae. The transcript is spliced from 6 exons. The coding region runs from base 225 to 1280 and encodes 351 amino acids.